This is a messenger RNA of Paramuricea clavata, 378 nucleotides long. Lineage: Eukaryota; Metazoa; Cnidaria; Anthozoa; Malacalcyonacea; Plexauridae. The record is from the annotation of a GenBank genome assembly.
AUGACUCAAUCAAACAAACAGCCAUUGUGCUUUUUCUUCCAAAAGGAGAAAAGAAGAGCGGUUAAGAAAACGUGUCCAGCUCUACGCACAAGUGAUGGGAGGAGAGUGACUGAGCAAGAUGAUAUCUCAAAGGAACAAGUUCGAUUUUAUAAAGAACUUUAUUCAAAAGUGCCAACAGACAAAGUUGCCCAAGAUCGGUUACUCAAUUUACUUGACAGGAAACUAACAAAUGAGCAAUGCGGUUCAUGCGAGGAACAGUUAACAGUGGAUGAAUGUUUGGUAGCAGUAAAGUCUAUGGCAAAUGGCAAAACACCGGGUUCAGACGGUCUACCAAAAGAGUUUUAUUUGUCCUUUUGGGACCUGCUUAAAGGAAGUUAA